Molecule: messenger RNA, 501 nt
Organism: Rhagoletis zephyria (snowberry fruit fly)
Lineage: Eukaryota; Metazoa; Arthropoda; Insecta; Diptera; Tephritidae
Source: RefSeq, a predicted model, not a curated record
AUGAGUCUCACGGACCAGAACAUCUACACGCACCGGGCCAAGGGAGCCAAUGUGGACAAAUCAGGGGCUGUCAAACGCCUGCAAAAGGAGCUGAUGGACCUGAUGAUGUGCAGUGACAAGUCAAUUUCGGCUUUUCCCGAUGGCGAGAAUCUAUUUCGCUGGAUCGCAACCAUCAACGGCCCAAAGGACACCGUCUUUGAUCAGUUGUCCUUCAAGAUGAACAUCCACUUCAGCUCUCAGUAUCCAUUCAGUGCCCCUAAAGUCAAGUUUCUAAAUCACUGUUUUCACCCGAACAUCAGUCCUUUAGGAGACAUUUGCUUGGAUAUUCUAAAGGAAAACUGGUCAGCUCUCUACGAUGUGCGCACUAUUCUCCUCUCCAUUCAGUCACUCCUCGGAGAGCCCAAUCUGGACAGUCCACUGGACCCGCAGGCCGCUAAAAUGUGGGGCUGUAAAGAUUACCGAAAAUUCGUUCUCGAAAAGGUGAAGGUUCAAAUUAAAUAA